GUUUGACUUCAAGUAUAAUUUGGUGGGGUAUGUUGCGCGAGUCAUUUUAGAGGGUGGGGCUAGUCAGUACGUAUGGGCUUUCACAUGUCGGUUCCAUUCCAUUGUCUAAUAGCACUCAAAUGGCGACUGAAAUGUGCUUCUAAUGGAAUUCUCCUUAGUGCACUUGGUAUGCAGUACGGCGAUUACUACAUGAUACUCCUUACUAAUCUCCUCCAACAAUUUAUCAAGACACAGAGGUUGCAAUCUAUUACAGACCCCCUCCUUCCUCUUUGGUCACCAAAGAUGCUUGUUGCUUACAGGAUGCAUGAACGAUCCGUCGCUUCUUGUCUAGUUUGCAGAUCACGCCCAGCCAUCAUACAACAUAUCCGACUGCAACCUUCUCCGCAUCCUCACCAUAGCCUACAACGCAGACACUACAACAGCACUCCAGCCCACACCAUCAUCGACCUAAGAGUCUGGCUUCAGCUCAUAAUCCCCUAAAGUAAUUAGAGCAAUGGUUGUCGGAUCAAACGCCUACAUAGUCCGGCCCGCCAACAAUGUCGAAGAAGCAUCCGCCUUAUGGUGUCCCUUAAUACAAGAGCUAGGCUGGGUAACCUUUCCUCGUCUGUCUCCAUCUAUCCCCUCCUAACACGCACGCU
Dothidotthia symphoricarpi CBS 119687 is the source of this 638-nucleotide messenger RNA. RefSeq lists its product as uncharacterized. The transcript has a single exon. The coding region runs from base 73 to 480 and encodes 135 amino acids. Lineage: Eukaryota; Fungi; Ascomycota; Dothideomycetes; Pleosporales; Dothidotthiaceae. The record is from RefSeq and is a predicted model, not a curated record.